Triplophysa dalaica is the source of this 5508-nucleotide messenger RNA. RefSeq names its product unc-51 like autophagy activating kinase 1 (gene ulk1b). NCBI's taxonomy places the organism in Eukaryota, Metazoa, Chordata, Actinopteri, Cypriniformes, Nemacheilidae. The record is from RefSeq and is a predicted model, not a curated record. The transcript is spliced from 28 exons. Gene Ontology annotation, biological process: autophagosome organization; axon extension; peptidyl-serine phosphorylation. The coding region runs from base 537 to 3575 and encodes 1012 amino acids. Gene Ontology annotation, molecular function: protein serine/threonine kinase activity; ATP binding. Gene Ontology annotation, cellular component: cytoplasm; autophagosome.
GUUGAAACGUUGGGGCCCGGCGCAUGCGCAGCUCUACAGACCUGACGCAAAAUUGGGGUCUUUUGUUGAGACCAAAAGACAGGUCUUGCUCAAGCUUUUCUAAUAUAUCGGGACUAUUUCCUGAAAAUAAUACAGUUCUGGGUACAGUCCCGGCCCUGGCAGAUUAUUGAUGCGAGGAUACGUGCAGAGCUGACAACGUCGGAUGUACACAAACAAAACCAGCUUUCCGUUUUAAGGUGGUCGUUUUAAGCGUACGUUGAUCUUACGAAAACAAGUGCGAUAAGCGGUCAGUACACAUGGGAAGUCACGGAAAUUAAAAGGAGCGGAUCUCCUUUUCGCCUUCGGGAUAUCAUGAAAGAGAAGAGGAAUAUUUGUAUGGAAAGACUGCCCAUGGCGUGCAGAAGUGGGGUUCAACUUUCCAGUUGCCUCGUCCAAACAGAGGAGAAGGUGAAAGCAGAGAGAGGAUAUUUGUGGUCCAGCUUCAUCCCUCAUAUUUCAGAUAAAUAGUCAACAAGCAUUUUGGACCGUGGUGAGAAAUGGAGACUGUCGGGAAAUUCGAGUUCAGCAGAAAGGAUCUUAUAGGACAUGGUGCAUUCGCAGUGGUCUUUAAAGGCAGACAUCGAGAGAAGCACGAUUGGGAAGUUGCAGUCAAAUGCAUCAACAAGAAGAAUUUGGCCAAAUCCCAGACCCUUUUGGGCAAAGAGAUCAAGAUAUUAAAGGAGCUGAAACACGAGAACAUCGUUGCGUUGCUUGACUUCCAGGAAACAGCAAGUUCUGUGUACCUGGUAAUGGAGUACUGCAAUGGGGGAGAUUUGGCGGACUACUUGCACUCAAAGGGCACUUUAAGUGAAGACACCAUCCGAGUGUUCCUGCAGCAGAUAGCAGGGUCCAUGAGGGUCCUCCAGGCCAAAGGCAUCAUCCACAGAGACCUGAAACCCCAAAACAUUCUGUUGUCCCAUCCUGCAGGCCGAAAGUCCCACUCCAACAACACCUGCAUCAAGAUAGCUGACUUCGGCUUUGCGAGGUACCUCCAGAACAACAUGAUGGCCGCCACACUCUGCGGCUCCCCCAUGUACAUGGCUCCAGAGGUUAUUAUGUCACAGAACUAUGACGCAAAGGCUGACCUGUGGAGUAUAGGAACCAUUGUGUUUCAGUGCCUGACUGGGAAAGCGCCAUUUCAGGCCAGCAGUCCCCAGGAUCUUCGCUUGUUUUAUGAGAAAAAUAAAACUCUUAGCCCAAACAUUCCGAGAGAAACUUCUAUUCAUCUUAGACACCUGCUGCUCGGUCUCCUGCAGAGAAGUCAUAAGGACCGUAUGGACUUUGAUGAAUUUUUCAAACACCCUUUCUUGGAAGCAAGUUCCUCUAUGAAGAAGUCUGCUCCGGUGACCCUGACUUGCUUUCCUAGCUCGGCUUCUGCAAGCUCGUGCAGUAGUUCAUCUACAUCACACCUGGCCUCUCCUCCUCAAUCCCUUGCGGAGAUCCAGCAGAUUCGUGCGAAAGCGCUGGCCUCCCCUACCCAGGAUUCUCCAGGGUACCUGCUGAAGGACUCAGGAGGCGGCGGAGGGGGGAGCAGCAGCAAGAACUCAUCCUGUGACACGGAUGACUUUGUCAUGGUUCCAGCUCAUUUCCCCGGUGACCUUACCUGUGAAAUGCCAACAGGAAAGAUUCUUCAGGAGAGUCUGAUGUAUAGUGGGAGUUCCUUUCUGGGUUCUGGAGGUCAGUGCAGUCAAGGCAAGACCCCACCACGCUCCCCCUCUUACAGCAGCUCCGCAGGACCCAGCGGCAGGCCGAGUGAGUUUCCUGGGAGUAACUAUGGCAACUCUGUGCAGUCUGCACCCAUUCCUGUACCCACACAGAUUCACAAUUACCAGCGCAUGGAGCAGAACCUUCAGUUCCCGAGUCAAGAGGAAUCUCCGAGGUCUGGCCCAGUACAAAGGUGUGGUAGUGGGAGUUUUUUGACCGGUGGAAGGUCCGGUCCUUCACCUCCUCAGUUUGGAGGGCCUGUUUCUGCUCUCACCUCCCGCAGAUUGUCUACAGGAGGAGCAAAACCUUUUCAGCUCUCCCCGCAGGUGGGCACUAUUCCUGAGUUGCCAGGCCAAGUGUGCCCAACUGGAGAAAUGGGUCACAGGGGUUCUAGGGGUGGAGAAACGAAACCCUGGACACAGCAGGGCCUGGGCACACGUCUCAACAGCGCCCCCUGUUUGAUGGAGGCAGCCGGUGGGUGCAGACAGAAGAUCAGGAAACAGCAUUCAGACCCAGUGGUAGUCCCUCAGGGAAACGUGAUGCCCUUUCGCACCCUGCACUCCUCUCCCAGGCUCAGCGAGCUUAUGCAACGCAGCCCCCUGCCAACCAUCCUAGGAUCUCCUUCCAGAGCUAUGCCCCCGUUCGAGUUUCCAAAACUCCCGAGUUCUCCAAACAUGGUCACAUUUCUGACCCAGCAGGGCCUGAGAACAGCUCAGGGAGAGACUGGUCUGCCACCUUCCUACCAAUCUGAGGAGAGAAAAGCCUUCGGGAGGUCUCAGAGCGCUGGUCGCCUGUCUGAUGUGCUUCUGAUGGCAGCGUUUGGAGGGCAGAGAGGAGAAAAAGGAAGCACAGAGAACCUCAGUUCAGACAGAGCCAUAGACAUCACAGCGCCCCCUGGUGGUGGAACCUUCUAUGUGGGCUCAAGUAGCCCGGCUCGUGUAGUGUUCACCGUGGGUUCUCCGCCCAGUGGAGGGACACCUCCACAGGGUUAUCGCUCAAGGAAGUUCUCAGUGGGUUCUUCAAACUCAAUUAGUCCAGUAGGCUCCCUCACCAGCCGCUACCCACAAUCAGGCUUUUGCAUGGACGGCUAUGAAGGGGCCUCCAGUCCUCGCUAUGGUUUUGGUGACCCCAUUUCGACGGUGACUUUUGAAGCCCCUGAACUACCAGAGGAGACCCUAAUGGAGCAGGAACAUACGGAGACUUUGCAGAGGCUUCGAUUCAUGCUGGACUUCACUCGCUGCAUGGUGGAGGUAGCUGCAGCCCGGGGAGGCGACGCGGCAGACUCGGACCCCUCCUCCACCAGCCUGCUCCAGCAACAGAGUCUAGUCGCCGACCAAAUCAGCUCUCUGAGCCGAGAAUGGAGUUAUGCCGAGCAGUUGGUGCUUUAUAUGAAGAUAGCAGAGCUUCUGUCGUCUUCACUACAAACAGCCAUUGAUGGCAUUAAGAAGGGAAAGCUCUAUCCCUCUACCACCGUCAAACAAGUGAUCAAGAGGCUGAACGAUCUGUACAAGUCCAGCGUGACGUCCUGUCGUUCUUUGAACGUUCAGCUGGAGCGCUUCUUCUCCCGUAAACACAAACUCAUGGACCACGUCAACAGCAUCACAGCUGAGAAGCUUCUCUUCAGUCACACUGUACAGAUGGUGCAAGUUGCUGCUCUGGACGAAAUGUUUCAUCAGGGUGAGUCUUCAGUCCAACGCUAUCAUAAGGCUUUGCUGAUCAUGGAAGGUCUGUCACUCCUCCUCACCGAACAGACCGACAUCCUCAGCGUCAGCAAGUGUAAGCAAUGCAUCGAACGCCGUCUCACCGCACUGCAGUCGGGUCUCUGCGUGUAGUUUUUCCACCACAGACUGCUGACGUCAAUCUCCCCACAGUAAUGAUCUACUUUUCCUCCAGCUUUCUAUUUUUCACUUGCACCCCUGUCCAUUUUUCUUCACGCUCUGUAGAGGAGUGUACAACCCUCUGGUUGGACCAAGUUUUCUGACUGAAGGCUGGCGGUGGGGAAAGAUCAGGAUCCUCCAUCACAACUUAAUAGAGACGAAUGACAGAUUCUGUCAGACCUGUUUCAUAUCCAAAGUUCAGUCAUCGAAUACAAGAAGAUGCACCUACCAGUUCUGCCUAGUGUGUAUUUCAAGAUGACACAUUACGUCAUGUUUCUCAUCUCAAACGGGUCGAUGGUACAGGAUUGUAAUGGGUUGUGCAAUUUGCGGUAACUGACAGGUUUACUCACCUCAGUUUAUUUUUUUCCGUAUUUACAGAAGUUAUCUGCCUAUUCACUACAUGUUGACUCACAGAGAGAGGUUUUUAAGAUUAUUAGGGAAUUAAUUGUGUAUUUGGGGGAAUGCGCUUUGAGAAUAUGUUUAAGUUGACGUCACUUUUGUUGGUUGCAUCCAGUCAGAAGUUACGCCGACUGGAUGAAUUUUCAGAAAAUGUCAAUUCUGUGCACCUGUUGAAUGUUGCAGCAUUUACCAAGGCCCAGAUUCUCCUUUCCCUUUAUCCUUAGAUUAAAUUAUGUGACCAGGCAAUUAAUAAUACAUACAAACAAAUUUUGCCAAUGAUGUGUAAGACAUUCCUUGUUUUACCGAAGGAAACUGUAUAAAGCCAGCAAAAUCGUGUGUCGCACUUUAGUGAAUGUUUACCAAAUAAGAGCUUGUCAAAUUCCAUUUCCUCCUUCAAUUUUUAAGAAAUUAAUAUUUGUGUGGGGUGUUCGGACAUCUCUUAUGACCUAAUCCUUUGUUUUCCUUUUUUAUAUUUUGUUUGGCAAACAUCUGUCUGAAUCUAACUCUGCUUUUUAGUCUGUGUUUUGAUCAGGACCAAAACUGGUCUCACAAAGAGAAAAUUAAUCGUGGAUGUGAAAGAAAGGCGUGACUUCAGACUAUACCUAUCAUUCCAAUAUAACCCGAUGGUCAGUUCUGGUCCUGACAUCCACCUGGAUUCAUUUGGGACAUUUUAGUGUUUGUUUUGAGACUUAAUGUACUUCCUGUAGGUUGUGCAUGCAUCAUUGUGGUGUUCCUGUCGCUGAUGUGAGCAGGUAUCCGAAGGGCAGGUCGUAUUAUCUUAAGAGUAGACUGUUAUAGUUUUCUGCACUGUUUGAGGACGCAAUUGUUAUAUAAGCUAAAGACAUUCGAGAGUGGACCAUGUAAACGCCACCCUUUGUAGAAAUAUUCAGUGCUUUUAUCUUUUUUUUCAGUCGUGUUUUGUAUGUGUUUAUCUGUUGAAGCUGUUUAAACAUUUUAUAAUGUGCCUUUAAAAAAAAAGCAAAACCUGAAACACUGAAAAAUAUAUUGACUUAUUGUACUUUUUUGUAUAUUAUUGUCAGAGAGUCUGGCAUGAAUUUGUUGUUUUCUUAUUGGUUGAUUUUGACCAGGUUAAGAUGCCAUAGAAUUGAUUUAGUUUUGCUUUUAGUUUGUGUGUGUGUGUAAAUGUGCUUGCUUGUAAAGUAUCGUGUGGAUAAUAAUAGUUUUCUUUGAAUAAACUGAAGUGUCAUAACGGUGUGGCACAAGCAGUAAUUUCUGAUUUCCAGUUUGCAAAGGCCAGUUUCCAUAAUAGAAAUGUGCAUUUUUUCGUCUCUAAUGCCCACCACUCAAACCAAACCAAUUUGAGCAAAUGUUCUCCUUGACGGGGAAGAUGAACACUAUUUUGUUUUUGCAAACAGAAUAAUAUAAGGUUCAUGCUGCAUAAGGGUGUUUUAUAGCGUAUUUCUGUUGUCAAGAUUGCAUCAAAUGAAAUACAUAUUUAAGCUUAACCAUUAAAUGCUUAUGGACAUUG